UGCUCUUCUUCCCUUUCCCGCUGCAGCCACUCGAAAGAAAAAGAAAGAGAACCCAGCCAUGCCUUUGAGAAACCGGUGAGAUAAGCUUGGAUUUCUCCUUCUUUUCUUGCUCUACAACACAUGUAUAACCCAGAAAUUUCCCCCACCCCUCUGCAGAAUCCGGAUCUGCUCUGCUUUGCUCUGUCCUUCCGCCGGCUGCUCUUGCUUUUGUGGGGGUGAAUUGCUCUGUUUUUUGGUAAGAAAUAGCUCGAAUUCUCCCUUCUUUAGCUUUGAUUUAAGUUGGGCUCCUUUAAUUUUGGGUAGAUCAGUGAGUUUCUCCCCUGCACUUGCCGCCGGCCUCCUCCCCAAUCUGCAGCUCCGGUUUUAGCUGGAGAAUUAUGUGUUUUGGCCAAUUUGUGAAAGUCGGGGUUACUGUUCAUAUCGGGUUACUGUUCACGUCGGGGUUACUGUUCAUGUCGUGGUACCGUUCGUGGGUACUGUUCAUGGACACUGUUCACACCCCGAGGGCCAACAAUUAACGGGAAUUUAAAUGAUUAGUUUGUGAUAUGAGAACGAAUUUGGAGAUGUUCGAUCAUGUGGAAAGUGAUAGAAAUAGCAUUGUGAUUAGGAAUAAUCCUAAUGAUGAUUUCAGCUUGAAUUUGUGUUAGUCCGGUAUUAAUUCUGAGGUGUUUUGAUUAGGUUCCUGAUCGUUCUGUCAGUUAACACUAAGAUUGACUGCUCGGUUUUAUGCGAGUGAGGAAGUGAAAUCGAGGACGGGGAAACCACGGGAAGUGACGAGUUAGAAGGCUAGCCAUAUUGUAAUUGGAUAUAAAUUUUAGAUAUGAAUCAUGAUCUUGUAUUUGGAGAUUUUAUUGGAGAUUUAUGAUAUCAGAGAGAUUUUAUAAUUUGAUCUUCAGAUUUUGAUGGUAUCAGAGUGUGAAUUUGAUAAGUUUCGAGUCUUGUGCAUUUGUGGGAACCGUCUUACGAGUGC
This is a messenger RNA of Rubroshorea leprosula, 970 nucleotides long. Lineage: Eukaryota; Viridiplantae; Streptophyta; Magnoliopsida; Malvales; Dipterocarpaceae. The record is from the annotation of a GenBank genome assembly.